AUGUUGCAUUUUACACACAUCAGUGUUCACCAUAGGUUAUCCACGCCCUACCAUCCUCAAACAAGUGGGCAAGUGGAGGUCACGAACCAGGGGUUAAAGAGAGUCCUUGAGCGGUCAGUUGGUCAAAACUGCAAGGAUUGGUUAGAGAAGUUAGAUGAGGCGCUAUGGGCUUUUCGGACAGCCUACAAAACGCCUAUUGGGACUACUCCAUUUAGGCUAGUUUAUGGAAAAGCAUGCCAUCUACCAGUUGAGUUGGAGCAUAAGGCAAUGUGGGCUCUAAAGACUGCUAAUUUGGAUCUUAAAAGCGGAGGUGAAGCCCGGUUCUUGCAGAUUCAUGAACUUGAAGAGUUGCGAUAUCAUGGCUAUGAGAGUUCCGUGUUAUACAAGGAACAGACCAAGAAGUUACAUGACAAGCGCUUAAAGGACCACAAAUAA
Molecule: messenger RNA, 435 nt
Organism: Helianthus annuus (common sunflower)
Lineage: Eukaryota; Viridiplantae; Streptophyta; Magnoliopsida; Asterales; Asteraceae
Exons: 1
Coding region: 1-435 (144 amino acids)
Biological process (GO): DNA integration
Molecular function (GO): nucleic acid binding
Source: RefSeq, a predicted model, not a curated record